GCAGAGCUGACCUGCUGGUAAAGGCUGUUUUGAUAUAAACAACGAGUCACUGGGCUGUAGCGAACAAACUGUAAAGUUAUGUCCCACCCAUGUGACACUGUAAAAAUAGUCCCGAUUGCACAUGUGGCCAAGUUCCUACUCAGAUAUCAAAACAAGCCCACUGAGCAGAAGGCCGUUUAAAAGAUCCCAGGCCUUUUAGUGUCUAGACCAAAAGAAGCUAGUGUGAAGAUUGUCUAGACAUGUCUAGAAGGACUCCCAUGUAUAAUCCAAGCUCUCUGCGCUCUUUAGAGCAGGAGAGACACCAGAUGAGACUGGCUGCCCCGGUUCUCAGUGGGUACCUGCUGAGGAAAGAAGCCCGGGACCGAGGGACGUCUUCGAGGCAGACCUUGGGAAACCCUCCGAUGGUGUGCCGAGACCUUGUUGUUCAAAACGCCCUGUACACUGGAAAUGUAGAGGCCGUGAAAGAGCUCUUCUCCAAAGGCUAUCCUUCAGACCUGCUCAUCCAGCCCCAGGGAGGAGACAUGCGCUGGGUCGGAAAUGGAAAAGUGAGAGGACUGUGGUCACUGACGUAUGAACAAGAGCUGACCACGCCACUGCACAUCACCGCUGGCCGGGGUUUCACCGAAUGUCUGCGGCAUCUCCUCCUGAGGGGCGCUCGAGUGGACCUGGCACCUGGGGGCACCACUGCCCUGCAUGAGGCCUGUGAGGAGUGCCAGCCUGAGUGCGCCAAGCUGUUGCUGCAGUACGGAGCCAAUGCCAACGCAACCAAUGAAGACGGGCAGAUGCCCCUGCACGUGUGCACUGAACUCGACUCCCUUGAGUGUGCCAAACUUCUACUUGCGUUCGGCGCUUUGAUCAACAGUCAAAGCUUGGAUGAGAACGACACGCCCCUUCAUGUGUCGGCCCGCCAUGGCCUUCCUGGUCACGUGGAGCUCUACCUACGACACGGAGCUGCGCUAAACCUGCAAAACGACGAAGGAAACACACCACUGAAUGCCGCCUGCUCCCAGCCACAGGACUGCACAUCUCUACAGCGCUACAGCCGUGUUUGUCACAUGCUGGUGGCUGCUGGGGCCGAUGUACAGGCCAGUGAUGCAGACAAGCAGACUCCACUGCACAUGGCAUGUAAAAACGCUAACCCUGACGUGGUGGAUCUACUGCUUAAGCAUAAAGCCUUGGUCAACGAAAUGGAUUACGGUGGUGACGCACCAAUGCAUAACAUCCUGAAGGUGGUGGCCUACAAGACGGACCAUGAGCCUGAGAGGAUCGUGCAGGCACUUCUCAAUUACGGCUCCAUCAGGGUGUGGCCUGGAGCUCUGCCCAAGGUGUUGAAAUAUUGCUGCACAUCUCCACGAACAAUAGAAGUGCUCUUCAACGCCUAUGACCGCCUCAAAAUCACUGACGCCUGGGUAGAAGCUAUUCCUCCUGAGGUCUUUCAGAAACACCGGGAAUUCUACGAAUCCCUGUUUGCACUGGCCCAAACUCCUCGAUCUCUACAGCACCUGGCCCGCCACAGACUCCGAGCGUUUCUGGAAGGUCGUUUGCAUUGGGUGGUUCCUAAACUGGGUCUGCCAACCUUUCUUAAAAAUUACAUAAUGCUGGCAUUCAAAGACCAUAUGCACUGAGAGACCACAAACCUGAAACUAGAACACACAAGCAUGCAGGGAUUGAGUUUUGUACCAUGAAGUCAUUGAGUUUUGUUUUAUUCUUUGUGAUUCUGAAGGAUUUGUGAUUGAAGAUUGUCCUGUCUUUACCAAAGACGAUACGAUCAGGUGGUGAUUUUAUAGGAAAUCAUUAAACGGAGGUACUUCUUAA
Molecule: messenger RNA, 1815 nt
Organism: Ctenopharyngodon idella (grass carp)
Lineage: Eukaryota; Metazoa; Chordata; Actinopteri; Cypriniformes; Xenocyprididae
Gene: asb10
Product: ankyrin repeat and SOCS box containing 10
Exons: 5
Coding region: 240-1625 (461 amino acids)
Biological process (GO): negative regulation of delayed rectifier potassium channel activity; neuronal action potential; intracellular signal transduction
Cellular component (GO): synapse; axon initial segment; membrane
Molecular function (GO): transmembrane transporter binding
Source: RefSeq, a predicted model, not a curated record